This is a messenger RNA of Symbiodinium necroappetens, 1320 nucleotides long. Lineage: Eukaryota; Dinophyceae; Suessiales; Symbiodiniaceae. The record is from the annotation of a GenBank genome assembly.
AUGGCUCGUGGAACCAAGCGCAGCGCCGCUGCGGCCACUGUGCAGACCGUGGAAGAAUCCCCGGAUGAUGCUGAGAGCACGGUUCCCAUUGACGGCUGUGAAGACGAGAACCACAGGAAUGGUCCGGAGCAAGGGCUUCGUCGUCGCCGAGAUGGUGUCGUGCGCUGUGCUCGAUGCCAUGACUUGCGAAAGAGAAAGCUGAUGGUUGUUGGCAGUCGCGGUCUAGACCUGGCUGCUCAUUUCCGAAUGCGCCGAAGCACGCCGAGCGUGGAGGUGGUCCCCAGCUCCCCCGAGGCGGAUGAUGAAAGAGAGCAUGACAGAGAGAUACAUGAAGCCAUCACCAUUCCUCGCAUGCGAGUCGAAGUCCACACGGCGGCCAAGCUUUCCAGCCCUCCAGCUGAUUUCAUGGACGAUGCCAUGGAAACAACCGACGCUCCUCCGUCGGAGAGCUCCGAUGCAGCGACUCCAAAGGUGCUGCACAUUGGCUGUGACGUAUGCCCGCGGUGGUACGUGGUGGAUCAGCUCCUGUUCGACCACUGGCGAGAAGAGAAGUUCACGUGCUGUAUGAUCGGCGAGCACUGUGGCCGGAAGGAUAAGAAGACAGCGCUCGUCUCGUGUGCCGGCGUUCCAGGGAUGCUGACUCGAAUGGGCAGGCCGUGCAUCUCACGUGAGAGCAGGCCUCGCCUGUUGCCGCUUGGCUUCUGGGACCUUUGGCGCCCGGGUACGACGCUCUGCGCAGCGGCGCCGCGGGUCUUUGCUGCACCCAUCGCGAUUGCCGGUCGGCAGCGGCUCUUAGAGGCGGAGCACCUUCUCGCGACGGCUUUUGAGGACGAGGCGGCAGCAAAGACCAUUUCGUUGCUGCUUGGUCUCCGUCGCAAGCGUCGCCAAGGCGCUUCCAAGUUGGAGCCGUCCAAAGUUUGGCUUCUUUGGCAGGAAUCCGAGUCUGCUGCUGAGCCUGGCCAGAUGGUGGCAGUAGCAAUCCUCUCCUGGCAGCGUUACACCGCAGCUGGUCCGCGGCAGCUGCAGGGCGGGGUGGUGCUGGAGUACAUUGCUCGACUGCCGGACUGUGGAGCUAAGGCAUACUACCUCAUUUUAGCGGCCGAGGAGGUGGCGCUACUGCUUGGCCACAGCGAGCUUUUCAGUGCGUGCGACCUGAACCAAGAUGGCCGCGCCUUCAAUGGCAGAGCAUUGCCGGCCUUGGCUGCGCAUCAGAACUGGGGAUUCCAGGACACCGACCAAAAGGAGUGGCGAGAUCGCCGCCUGGAGUCCUACAACGAAGACUGCAGCUUGCACUACAUGGUUAAGCAGGUCGGUCAGUGA